ACUCUUUUAAUCUGAUUUUUUUUUUUUCCUUUUGCUGAAGAAAAAUGUCUUCCCUGGGAGGGAAAGCACAGACUGUCUUGGGCCCUGUGGAUCCAGACUGCCUUGGCUAUACGUUGACUCACGAACACUUGACUAUGAACUACAGCAGCUGCUUUUGUCCACCGUCUCCAGGCCAAGAGCCUCUGUCUGAUGGGCCCAUUGAGAUGAAGAACUUGUUCUGGAUUAAGCAAAAUCCCUACAGCCAUAAAGAAAACCUUCUGUUAUGUCAGGAAACAGAUGCUGUGAAGGAGGAGCUGUUGCAUUUUAAAGCAGCAGGUGGUGGGACGAUCGUGGAAAACACAACCACAGGAAUUGGUCGGGAUAUGAAUACUUUGAAGAAACUUGCUGAAGAAACUGGCGUCCAUAUUAUUGCUGGGGCUGGGUUUUAUGUGGAUUCCACUCAUUCUUCUCAAACACAGGCCAUGACAGUGGAGCAGCUUACAGGCAUUAUUGUUGAUGAGAUACUCAAUGGAGCGGAUGGGACUAACAUCAAGUGUGGUGUGGUGGGAGAAAUAGGUUGCUCCUGGCCUUUGACUCAAACUGAACACAGAGUGCUUCAGGCAACAGCGCAGGCGCAGUCCCAGCUCGGGUGCCCCAUUAUCAUCCAUCCUGGCAGGAACAGCGAUGCACCUUUCCAGAUUAUCCGCAUUCUGCAGGAAGCUGGGGCUGAUGCUUCAAAGACAGUCAUGUCUCACCUCGACAGGACUAUAUUUGAUACAAAGAAACUUCUGGAAUUUGCUAAACUGGGAUGCUAUUUAGAGUAUGAUCUAUUUGGUACAGAAUUUCUUCAUUACCAGUUCCAUCCUGAUAUUGACAUGCCGAGCGACAAUGAAAGAAUUGCGAGGAUUCGUAUGCUGAUCGAUGAAGGCUAUGAAGACAGAAUUCUGAUCGCUCAUGACGUGCACACUAAGAAUAGGUUGAUGAAAUAUGGAGGUCAUGGAUAUUCACAUAUCCUUAAAAAUAUAGUUCCUAAAAUGCUGAUUAGAGGCAUAUCUCAAAAUAAAAUUGAUAAAAUACUCCAAGCAAAUCCAAAGCGGUGGUUGACUUUUAAAUAGGAAUAAUGGAUAAAUGUUCCUAUUUUGUAGGGAAGCUUGAUAAAAUUCAGAUUUGUUUAAGGAAAGCACCCAUUUUAAAACUUAGUUCUUUUCAGAGAAUCUAGAAGUUUUUAAUUAUAUGUGAACAAACUGAUUAUGACUUUUAUUUUUAAUUAGAACAGCAAAAUU
Messenger RNA from Charadrius vociferus (killdeer), 1262 nucleotides. RefSeq names its product phosphotriesterase related (gene PTER). Gene Ontology annotation, molecular function: zinc ion binding; hydrolase activity, acting on ester bonds. The transcript has 4 exons. Gene Ontology annotation, biological process: catabolic process. Lineage: Eukaryota; Metazoa; Chordata; Aves; Charadriiformes; Charadriidae. The record is from RefSeq and is a predicted model, not a curated record. Bases 45 to 1094 code for a protein of 349 amino acids.